This is a messenger RNA of Seriola dumerili (greater amberjack), 3008 nucleotides long. Its product is annotated as chloride channel protein 2-like. NCBI's taxonomy places the organism in Eukaryota, Metazoa, Chordata, Actinopteri, Carangiformes, Carangidae. The transcript is spliced from 24 exons. The record is from RefSeq and is a predicted model, not a curated record. Gene Ontology annotation, biological process: chloride transport; transmembrane transport. Bases 112 to 2823 code for a protein of 903 amino acids. Gene Ontology annotation, molecular function: voltage-gated chloride channel activity. Gene Ontology annotation, cellular component: membrane.
ACAAUAUCGGUUGUCGGUUUCCCCGCUCUCACUUCCAAGCAGAAAAAAAAAAAACCCCAAAAAACAACCCUUCAUCAAGUCGCCGGGUGGAGAGACGCACAGAGCGGAGCCAUGGCAGGGGACGGCUCGGACCAGCGGGCGCUGCAGUAUGAGCAAACUCUGAUGUAUGGGCGCUACACGCAGGAGCUCGGGGUGUACGCCAAAGAGGAGGCAGCUCGGCUGAGGGAGAGCGGGCAGAGGCGGUCGGUCAGCGAUCGGAGCCGGGCCCUCGACCUGCUGGAGUACGACAAGGGACGCUGUGCCAAGUGCCGCAUCUGCACGGUUCGCUGUCAGAAGUUCCUGAUCUCGCGGGUCGGGGAGGACUGGAUCUUCCUCAUCCUGCUGGGACUCCUCAUGGCCCUGGUCAGCUGGGUGGUGGACUUCUGCAUCGCCAUCUGCCUACAAGCACAGAAGUGGAUGUACGGUGGUCUGGACAGUAACGUGUUCCUGCAGUAUCUGGCUUGGGUCACGUACCCCGUCGUCCUCAUCACCUUCUCUGCCGGCUUCACCCAGAUCCUCGCCCCACAGGCUGUUGGUUCAGGUAUCCCAGAGAUGAAGACCAUCCUGAGGGGAGUGGUGCUGAAGGAAUACCUCACCUUCAAAACGUUUGUGGCCAAAGUCAUCGGCCUCACCUGCGCUCUGGGCAGCGGCAUGCCACUGGGCAAGGAGGGUCCGUUCGUGCACAUCGCCAGUUUGUGUGCAGCUCUCCUCAGCAAGUUCAUGUCUCUGUUCGGAGGAAUUUAUGAGAAUGAGUCGAGGAACAUUGAGAUGCUGGCAGCAGCCUGUGCUGUGGGAGUGGGCUGCUGUUUUGCUGCCCCCAUAGGAGGAGUGCUGUUCAGUAUUGAAGUAACGUCCACAUUCUUCGCGGUGAGGAACUACUGGAGAGGUUUCUUCGCUGCUACCUUCAGUGCCUUCAUCUUCAGAGUGCUGGCUGUUUGGAACAGAGACGAAGAAACCAUCACAGCUCUGUUCAAAACCCGAUUCCGACUCGACUUUCCCUUUGACCUCCAGGAGCUUCCUGCCUUCGCUGUCAUUGGUAUUGCCAGUGGUUUUGGUGGAGCUUUGUUUGUUUACCUGAACCGACUCAUUGUGCAGUUCAUCAGGAAACAGAAGGCCAUCAACAAAUUCCUCAUGAAGAAACGUCUGCUGUAUCCUGCACUGGUCACUUUACUUGUUUCCACGCUCACGUUUCCCCCUGGCUUUGGACAGUUUAUGGCNNCGCAGCUCACCCAGAAGGAGUCUCUGGUGACGUUACUGGACAACCGCACGUGGGCCAAACAGGGCAUCGCCGAGGAGUUCGACUACAUCGGACACUCCCAAGCCUGGAAACACCCGCAGGUCAACGUCUUCGUCACCCUGGUCCUCUUCAUCGUCAUGAAGUUCUGGAUGUCUGCCCUGGCCACCACCAUCCCAGUGCCCUGCGGAGCCUUCAUGCCAGUGUUUGUUAUUGGGGCAGCUUUUGGUCGUCUGGUUGGAGAAAGCAUGGCAGCCUGGUUCCCAGAUGGCAUUCACACAGAUGGCACCAUCUACCCAAUAGUGCCAGGAGGCUACGCUGUCGUGGGUGCGGCGGCCUUGUCGGGAGCGGUCACCCACACGGUUUCCACCGCAGUCAUCGUGUUCGAGCUGACUGGCCAGAUCUCCCACAUCCUGCCGGUGAUGAUAGCGGUGAUCCUGGCCAACGCCGUGGCCCAGUCCCUGCAGCCCUCCCUCUACGACUCCAUCAUCAGGAUCAAGAAGCUGCCCUACCUCCCAGAGCUGGGCUGGGGACACCACGAGAAGUAUAAUAUCCGUGUUGAGGACAUUAUGGUGCGGGACGUGCGAUACAUCACUCUCAACUGCUGCUACCGAGACCUGCAUAACGUCCUGCUGACGGGUCACCUGAAGACCCUGGCCCUGGUGGAGUCAGCUGAGUCCAUGAUCCUGCUGGGCUCCAUCGAGCGUGCCCAGCUCCAGUCGCUGCUGUCCCAGCAGCUCGGUCGGCCCAGGCGUCUGGAGUACAUCAGGGAGCGAGCCGCCGCGGAGAAGAAGCGCCUGUCGGUCGUGUCGAACCCCUGCAGCGAGAACGACAGCCACCGGGCCAGUCAGGAGGUCCGCUUCCAGAUCUCUACCGAGGAAUCAUCCUUCAGUCCUACUCGUCCAGUCCCUCAGAAGCCACUCAAACCUGCUCUGAAGAGAUCCUCUGUGGUUGAGCGACCCACCGAGAUCCCCAGCAGUCCAAACGAUAACUCGGGCAUUGCUUUAAAGAACCUGUUCUGUGCCAGUCCAGACACAGAGGGCCUGGAGAAAAACAACAACAUGGAGAGCCCCACGUCUCCUGAGCUCAGGAAGCCGUCCAAAAGAGUCAGGAUAUCUGUCGUGGAUGAUGGAGAUCUGGAGGACGACAUGACCAUCAGAGAGAUUGCAGAAUGGGAGGAGAAGCAGCUUGAUGAGCAGGUCAACUUCAACAACUGCAAGAUCGACCCCGCCCCGUUCCAGCUGGUGGAACGCACGUCGCUGCACAAGACCCACACCAUCUUCUCCCUGCUGGGCCUCGACCACGCCUACGUCACCAGCAUUGGACGUCUCAUCGGGGUGGUUUCCCUCAAAGAACUUCGUAAGGCCAUCGAGGGCUCAGUGACGGUGAAAGGUGUGAAGGUGCGUCCUCCUCUGGCCAGCUUCCGCGACAGCGGCACCAGCAGCAGUGAGAACGAGGCCACCGAGCUCCACAAGCUGUGGGACCGCCACAAGUCCAUGUCGCUGCCCCGUGAACACACCCCCUCCGAGUCCGACGAGAAAUCCCAGUGAGGGAAAGUAGAGGAAGAGGAGGAGGAGGAGGAUGAAGAGCAGGUGGAGGAAGAGGAGGAGGAGUGAGGCAUUGAGGUCUUUAACCCCCCCAAAGCCACAAACAUGCAAAAAAUCCUCAGGGCUUAGGAUCAAUAUUUAAUUCUGGAAAGAGUUCUCCUGUUAUGCCAGCCUCCUCUCAACUCCUC